This is a messenger RNA of Penicillium taxi, 282 nucleotides long. RefSeq lists its product as uncharacterized. NCBI's taxonomy places the organism in Eukaryota, Fungi, Ascomycota, Eurotiomycetes, Eurotiales, Aspergillaceae. The coding region runs from base 1 to 282 and encodes 93 amino acids. The record is from RefSeq and is a predicted model, not a curated record. The transcript has 2 exons.
AUGGCCCUUGUUCGUGAUCCCUACUUUUGGAAACGCUUCUCGACAGCCGUUCACUUAUCCGAAAAUGCAAAACAUGGAGCUGGCGGCCUAGAGAGUCCCACCAGUGAAAAGCUAAUGACCCGCAGAAAACCACAAUCAUGGCUAGAACGUGAGCGUAGAAAGAGUAGAAGGUCCCUGAUCUGGGGAUUCAUCAUCUUCUUUACCAUCGUUCUUCUCGUCACUGGUGGCGGUAUCGUAUGGUGGCUCAGCAAGCACAACUGGCUGCAGAGCAUUGAGCCUUGA